UGUCUUGCACACUCCUCCGCCUGCUAGGUCUCCCAUCUUUUCCUUCAUCUGGCGAUCUCACCUUCGUUCGUGCUCAUUAUUGUCUGGUCGUUCAUCUUCGCGCUUCCAGUCCAUUCGCUACCUUUGCUAUGCUCUGUUUGCCGGCCCAGAGAUGCUGACUCGGGUCUUUUUUGGCAUUUCGCUCACUGCCUUUCUGUUCAACGCAGCAUUCGCUCAAGAUGCUGGUCAAUGGAUCAUUCCUAACAGUGCCGAGGCCAACUUCACCGAUGUCUACAAUAACGGCAACAGUAUCACCUGGUCAUGGCAGGGUAUGAAUCAUUCCCUGUCGGAUCUAUGGUUGACUAGCUAUGAUCCCACACUCUCAUAUGCUCUACGCGUGGCUGCGAACAUCAACAUCACCGGACCUGGAACUCUGCCUUGGACAAUCACAGUCAAUGACACCCAGAUCGACAUUGAUGACCGCUUUUGUCUGAGAUUCGUACUCACCGGAACGGAUAUCUUCCCUUUCCAAACUGACCAGUUUCCGAGCCCUGCCUUCCUCAUUCUACAGCAGGGUCAGACACUUCCAGCCACGACUGCGAGUACGUCGACAGCUUCGGCAACCUCGACUUCUACUGCAUCAUCGCAAACUACUACGACGAUCUCCUCGUCUUCGUCAACAUCGUCUUCAUCCACGCCACGUCCGCCAUCGAAACCGACUCUCAGUGCAGGAGCCAAAGCCGGUAUUGGUGUUGGUGCAGCGGCUGUGUUCUUGAUCAUCCUGGCACUGUUGUUUGUGGUCUUGAGGCUAUAUCGACGCGUCAAGGCCGCAUCUAACCAGCAUUCCCAAGGCAUUAUCCCAGAACACUCUGAAGGCACAUCACCCACGACACCUAGCACACUUCCAGUCAUCAAGCAAAUAUCCGGCCUGCACGAGGCAUUGGGUGACAGAAGGCAUCCUACGGAAUUGAGUGUCAAGCAAGAGAAGGCUGUGGUACAUGAACUGCCUGGCUGAGAUAUAUCUGAAGACCAUGCAAUCUCAGACAACCUCAUUUUAAAGCCUGGUGUUCCAGAAAAGUGGCACUAAAUCGCUCGAGAUCGAGCGUAGGCAUCACGUCCUUCAAAAUACCGAAUGCACAUCCUGGACGUCCACCCCGGCCCUGCCAGAAGUGUUCAUCUGGGAGCACACCGGAUAUAGCAGCAUCGCACAGCAGUGCUUGUGCCUACGGCUUCCGUGUGGAUCUGUUUGUUUGCAGAUCCAAGCAGGGAUCACAACGGAUAUCAAUUCCGUCGAUCCAGCAAAA
Molecule: messenger RNA, 1283 nt
Organism: Exophiala viscosa
Lineage: Eukaryota; Fungi; Ascomycota; Eurotiomycetes; Chaetothyriales; Herpotrichiellaceae
Exons: 1
Coding region: 152-994 (280 amino acids)
Source: RefSeq, a predicted model, not a curated record